This is a messenger RNA of Ambispora gerdemannii, 978 nucleotides long. NCBI's taxonomy places the organism in Eukaryota, Fungi, Glomeromycota, Glomeromycetes, Archaeosporales, Ambisporaceae. The record is from the annotation of a GenBank genome assembly.
AUGGCAUCUAAUGAAGCAUUAUCAUCAUCAAAUAUUCGCAAAAGAAGCAGCAAAGAAACAAGUAAAGAAUACAGACAAAAAAAGGCAAAAAUUCAUGAAGAACUCCAAAUUGAAAAUACUAACCUAAAAGAUAUAAUAAAACAAAAAGAUGAAGAAGACAAAGAAACAAAAGCUAAAUUAAAAAGCUGCAUGGAAAUGCUGACAUCUAAAGACAAAAAAAUCAACAAACUAAAAGAAAAAAGAAAAAAUCUAAAAGAAACUAAUGAAAAAUUAGUUUCAUCAAAGGAUGAAAUCAUACGAAGUCUUUUACAAAUACUAUCACAAAACACAAAUACAUACGGUUCAUCAGUUUCUUUAGGAACUAUGGCCCAUAAUCCCACAUUGUCCCCAAAUAUUUCAAAUUCACAAACUAAUAAUUCUCCAAAUGUUUCAUUUCAAAUCCCAAAUAUUUCAAAUCCCACAUUGUCCCCAAAUAUUUCAAAUUCGCAAACUAAUAAUUCCCCAAAUAUUUCAUUUCAAAUCCCAAAUAUUUCAAAUUUACAAAAUAUUAAUUCCCCAAAUAUUUCAAAUUCACAAAAUAUUAAUUCCCAAAAUAUUUCAUUUCAAAUCCCAAAUAUUUCAAAUUCACAAAGCAAUAAUUCCCCAAAUAUUUCAAAUUCACAAAAUAAUAAUUCUACAAAUAUUUCAAACUUGCAAGAUGAUAAUUCCUCGAAUAUCACAAACUCGAAAAAUAAUAAUUCUCCAAAUAUUUCAAAUUCACAAAGUAAUAAUUCUACAAAUAUUUCAAACUCGCAAAAUAAUAACAAUUCCCCAAAUAUUUCAAAUUCACAAAAUAGUAACCCUCAUACUAGCAAUGAGGAAUUUACUACAUGUAAUUAUAAUGAUAUUAAUAUUAAAGAUCUUCUACCUUCUUACAGUGUAAAUAAUGAUCCGAUUCAGAUUUCUGAUCACUCCUUUUUUUUUCACGAAAACCCAUAA